Oryzias melastigma (Indian medaka) is the source of this 3269-nucleotide messenger RNA. Its product is annotated as peroxidasin. The record is from RefSeq and is a predicted model, not a curated record. Gene Ontology annotation, molecular function: protein binding. Gene Ontology annotation, cellular component: extracellular matrix. Lineage: Eukaryota; Metazoa; Chordata; Actinopteri; Beloniformes; Adrianichthyidae. The transcript is spliced from 4 exons. The coding region runs from base 417 to 1679 and encodes 420 amino acids.
CUGAACUCCAUCCAACUCAGGAACUGUCCGCGCAUGCACACGACGUCAGUCCGCGCGCAGCCGCUGCAGUCCCGCCCUCUGAUCCGGAGCAGCAGAGCUGCAGCCGGACCGCGGAUGGAUGCAGGGAGGAGAGACUUUGGCUCAGAGCUGUAGAAAGCAACAGAGGCGCCACAGCACAGACUAGGACAGUGUCUGAGAUCAUCCUCAUGUUCCAGGUUUAAACCUUCAGUUUGGAUGACAGCUCUUCGCCUUCACUCCCAGAGCCUUUAAAGCUGAACACCGGACUCCUGCUCCCCAGUGAUCCGUGUUGCCAUGCCGACUUCUACAGUUCUCGCAGCAACCAGGAGUCCUCAGAGGAGCUGCAGAGUUUAGUAGCAUAUUUACAUCCUGGUGUGUGUACAUAGGAGACAUUAGAGAUGCUCUUCCACUGGGGCCUGCUGCUGGGUUUGGUAUGGGUGGAGCACAUGACUCUCGCUGACGGAUGUGUUUGUCCAAAUGCCACCAUUCUCCCCCAGAUUCCCUCUGAACUUGCUGCUGCUGGUGGUGGUUGUUGCGUGAACUAUUCUGGCUCGGCUUUCAGCCACGUGCUUUGGUCUGUGUUCAGUAACCACACAAACAUAGAGAUUCUGGAUCUUUCCAACUGUAACAUCAGCUUCAUUCACAGUCAGGGAAAGGUGCCUUCUUCCCUGCAGAAGGUUUACCUGGAUGGCAAUAGACUCACCGUGUUGCCAAGGAACUUUCUUGCCAGCCAGCCUAACCUGACUGAGGUGAACCUGAGUAAGAACCUUCUGCAGGAGCUUCCUGAGGGCUUUCUGCAGGACUCUAACCGCCUCCAGAGGCUAUACCUGCAAGCAAACCAGCUACGCUCCCUCCCUGAAGAUGUGCUCCAAUUACCCCAUCUCCAGAGGCUGGAGUUGGAUGGGAACCAGUGGGACUGCUCUUGUUUGUUACUAGAAGGUCUGAGUGUUGGAGGGCAGACUAAUAGGACCUCUGCUCUUCAGGAUCUCAUGGGAAACCUGACCUGCUCCUCUCCUUGGCAAGUAGCUGGUAAGAUGGUUUGGUCUCUGAGACAACAUGACAUGUGUCGUCCAGCCAGCCUCACAGCUCUCUUCAUCGUGCUGCCACUCGUCAUUCUCUCCGCAUUGCUGCUCUGCUGGUGUUGUGGGAGGAAGAGGAAAAAGAAGAAGGAGGCUCCUGUUUUUGGAUCCUCAAAAAAGAGGGCUCUCGCCUCCAGCAGCCACGUCCAGAAACACCUCACCAAGCAGCAGCCUUUAGCCGGCGAGCGCCGUAACGAUGGAGACUGCAGCAAACAGGGGAUCUUGAAGAACCAUCAACCAUCAGACCAGACCCCCACGCUGCUGGACAGCAGUAAGGACAUCUAUGAAGAAGUGGAGAUCAAGGUGGGCUCUGUGGAGUCUCUACCACACUGCUCCAGUUUCACAGAAGGAAAGCAGGGCUCUCAGGGGCCCGACGGGGCCGCUCAGACCCAGCUGGAGCUGGACACGGUCAGCGUGACAGAAGUGCUGAAAGACUCAGCCGACAGGGAGAAAGCUUACAUGACUCAGUCCACUGAGUACUACAGCCUGGUGCCAGGGAUCGAACUGGAGGACUCGGACCACGCCGAGUAUGAGAAUGUUGUUCCUCCUGAUACGGUCUUAAAGGAACCGUCCAUCGUGUAGAGAUUCACUCCUGUGGUGUCACGAGGAGAAACCAAAGAGCCCAAGAUGUUUGACCUCCAACUUCUCUAACAGCGUUUAGCAUUAAUGAUAACUGAGUUUAUUGCAAACAAUAACACAGUUCCAGUGGAACACUCUUUCUUUCAUUUAAAUGUGCUGCAAAAAUGAAUCUGUAAUUCUUAAUGGUCCAUUUAAAAGAAUCCUUUUUGUUACAUUUGAUGCUUGUUUUUCUUUUCAAAAGAGAAAAUUACUCAAGUGCUUUAUUCUGAAAGGUCAUCUCCAGUAUAUCACUGUCUUUUAUGAAUCCAAAGACAAUGUUUUAGUGUGCUAUGAAGUCUCUUCAAAAAUAAAAUCCAUAAUCCCAAAAUCAACAUACUCUCCCCAAGUCAUCACUACUGACGUUUGGUUAAGGACCCCUCCACAUCACAUUUUGAUGUCUCGGGUGUCCCCAACUCGUCGUUUCUUGACGUGAUGGCUGUUUGUAAAAUCAAGGAUCCGCAACCCUCGAGACACGGUACCAGCUGCGGUACCAGAGGUGAUACCGGAUGCGCACUGGUCCUCGAGACGCAGCACUGGUACCCUAACCCAGAGCCGGUACCCUAACCUUAACCUGGUACUGGUUUGCGCCUGGUACCACGUCUGGUACCGGUUCAGGUCCGGUACCCUAACCUUAACCUGGUACUGGUUUGCACCUGAUACCACGUCUGGUACCGGUUCAGGUCCAGUACCGCAUCAAGUCCAGUGUCGAGUUAGGGUACCAGUGCUCUACUCGUAGUGGUACUGGACAGGUUCUGGUUUGUGGGCCAAAGUUGGAGACCCGUUAUUUAAUGGGAACAGCCAGUAUGUCAAAAAACAACGACUUGGGGGAAACCCAAAACGUCAAGAAGGGACGUGAAAGGGUCCAUAACCAAACGACAAUAUGUGACGACUUAGAAAUGAGAAUGUUCUGUCAAAAUCCUCAACAAGGCUGGUUGAAACCAUGUUACUCGUCCUAUAAGUAUCACGUUUUUCUGGAAUCAGGAAUCACUGUAAAACAAAAGCUCAGAAUAAAAUGUUUGAUUUUCAAAAUACAGAUUUUACUAUCAUGAACAAGACAAUCCAGAUUUCCCAUCUGUAAAAAUACUUAAUUUUGCCUCAAUGAGUGAAACUAAAACACUGGAAGCCACAGUUCCUGAUCUGCUGUGUCCAGACCCAAGAUGCAGAAGAUGUGAACGGUUUUUAAUCUCAGGGAAAGCCUCACUAUCUGCGUUUUUAAUCAGUCAACAAAAAUGACUCAUCUGAUAUCCAAACAAAGUCCAGCAGUUUUGUGAUUCAUCACUUUCACUGCUUGAAAGCCACUAACAAAAUCUGAUUCCACCUUUCCCUGAAGAAGAAAGAAGAAAAUGCUCUAACAUCAAAAACACGUCAGCCUCAACUUGAUAAAUGCAUCACGGAGGAGAAAAACCUUUAGCCGGAAAUGUUUCUUUAUAGGGACAAAGAGUUUGACAAAUUUUGUGGAAGCUGUUUUUUAUUUAACCAAACAAAUUUAAUGUCACAAAUGUUUAGAACCUGUUUUACAUCACCAAUAAAAAUACUUUUUAUUUGAGUUGUAAA